This is a messenger RNA of Raphanus sativus (radish), 612 nucleotides long. Its product is annotated as histone H4-like. Lineage: Eukaryota; Viridiplantae; Streptophyta; Magnoliopsida; Brassicales; Brassicaceae. Gene Ontology annotation, biological process: nucleosome assembly. Bases 16 to 405 code for a protein of 129 amino acids. The transcript has 3 exons. The record is from RefSeq and is a predicted model, not a curated record. Gene Ontology annotation, molecular function: DNA binding; structural constituent of chromatin; protein heterodimerization activity.
AUAUUCUUGGCAUAAAUGUCGUUCUCGAUGAGAUUGGGGCAGGCUCCACAAGCAAUUUCUUUCUUGAGCUAUCUGAAGUUUCAUCAAGGAUUGCGAGGACCAUUUCUUGUGCUUUGUCCUUUGAGCGUAACAGAUGGUUUGGUGUCAAGGAAGGUCCUGAGAGACAACAUCCAAGGAAUCACCAAGCCUGCGAUCAGGCGUCUCGCUCGCAGAGGAGGAGUGAAGAGGAUCAGCGGGUUGAUCUACGAAGAGACGAGAGGGGUUUUGAAGAUCUUUCUCGAGAACGUGAUUAGAGACGCCGUGACUUACACGGAGCAAGCGAGGAGGAAGACGGUUACGGCGAUGGAUGUUGUUUACGCUUUGAAGAGGCAAGGUCGCACUCUUUAUGGGUUCGGCCGGUUUUAGAUAAACAGGUUCACUCCAAAACUUGAAGUUCUUAGGUAUAAUGGUGAUAAGGAUUGCCGUAGGUAUUUGUGUAAGGUAAUGUAUGAUCAUGUCAACAAGAGCUCUAAGGGGAGAGUUAAAGUUUUUUGUGUUCUCUAGAACUUGGGUUUAUUUACAGACAGAACUCUGUAACCUGUAAUUCUUUUUGAAUUUAUGCAAAAGUUAACC